AUGCCAGCGAUACCACACGCCCAAGCUCCCAACGGAGUCACACUCGACGCCGCCGCCUUCGAGUCGCGCUCUAUUCCCACCAGUGAUCCGCUUCCCGCCAACUCGUACAGCCAUCUCAUCACGCGCCAGGCCUACGAUUCGAGCGGCGGCUACAUUCCCCUCUCGUAUCAGGGUCUCAAUUCUGGGCCUGCCCCAGGAGCCGUCGUUGGCAUCGUCUUGGGCUCCGUCGCCGGCUUCUUACUCAUCGCCUGGCUGCUUCUCACUGUUGCCAACCUCGGGAGCCGCAACGCCAUCGCCGGCGAAGAGGAGGUUGUUGUGCGCGAACGCCCUCCUCGCUCCCCUCGCUCCCGCCGCAGCCGCCGCACCUCCAGGCAUGAGCAUGAGAUACGAGAAAUCAGCAGGAGUCCGCGUCCACACCCGCACAUCAUUGUCGAAGAGCGCCGCACAAGCGGGCCUCCACCUCCGCCCCCGCAGCCGCGCCCGCGCAGUCGCUCUGUGCUGGUCGAGGAGCGCAUCAGCGCUGAGCGAAGAGUCGAUGGCGACGACAUUGUGGAGGUCAUUGAGGAGCACAGCCCGCCCAGGCGCCAUCGGAGCAGGCGCGACUCGGGUGGAUACAGGUCAGUCGACCCCAUGGUGUUCGCCAACGGAAAUUAG
Diplodia corticola is the source of this 654-nucleotide messenger RNA. RefSeq lists its product as uncharacterized. NCBI's taxonomy places the organism in Eukaryota, Fungi, Ascomycota, Dothideomycetes, Botryosphaeriales, Botryosphaeriaceae. The transcript has a single exon. The coding region runs from base 1 to 654 and encodes 217 amino acids. The record is from RefSeq and is a predicted model, not a curated record.